CAGCUUUUUUCCUUCCAAUCCCUGCUGCCAUGAUCCUACCUUGGAACCAGUUAACCAUGGACUGAACUCUCUGAAACCAUGGGCCACAUCAAACCUUUCCCUUUUAAGUUGUGGAUUUUGGGUAAUAUGGAAAGUAGACGAAUACAGCGCAUUUUCCUGAUGGCUGUCACAUCACCAGCGUGAGUGACUGCUGAGAUUAGCCCUCCCAUGCUAGCAUCUUGCAGUUGAGAAACAGAGGCCCCAGGGCAGGAGGGGCCAGCUCUGCAGACUGGCUCUGGUGGUCCCCUGGCAGAGCUCACAUGCUCCCUGCUGUUUUCCUCAGAUGGAAAAUAACCCUCCACCAGGUGCUUCCGUAGCAACCUUUUCUCCCCAGAACCUCUAAUUGCAUGUGUUGGAUCUAAUUUUAGUGAUUUAUGUAACUCCUAUUUUCUCUACUAAAUUGGGAACACUGCUAAGGUAGGAACGUUGUCCUCCCCGCAUCCCCAGUGCGCACCACAGUGCCGCUGAUGGACUUAAUCGCUAAGCCACUGAGCAGCUGAUGGGGGCGCUGAGCAGGUACCUCGCACCCCGCCGAGUCUGAUGCUCCUAGGGCCCACGGUUCCCCUGGUGCCGGCGACCUUCUGCCAGCCUCCACUCCCGCACCAAGGAGGAAGAGCCUCUGAAUGCCCAGGGGUGGGCCGAGCAGGACCCUGGGCCCGGCUGCGAGACUCUCCCUCACCCUCUCCCCUGCAGACUGCUCUCAGACUGCUCUGCAAUGACCACAGCACGGUACCGGCCCACCUGGGACCUGGCCCUCGACCCGCUCGUGUCCUGCAAGCUGUGCCUCGGGGAGUACCCAGUGGAGCAGAUGACCACCAUCGCCCAGUGCCAGUGCAUCUUCUGUACCCUGUGCCUGAAGCAGUACGUGGAGCUCCUGAUCAAGGAAGGACUUGAGACUGCGAUCAGCUGCCCGGAUGCGGCCUGCCCCAAGCAGGGUCACCUGCAGGAGAAGGAGAUCGAAUGCAUGGUCGCAGCUGAAAUAAUGCAAAGAUACAAAAAGCUCCAAUUUGAAAGAGAGGUGCUCUUCGAUCCCUGCCGGACCUGGUGCCCGGCGUCCACCUGCCAGGCUGUGUGCCAGCUGCAGGACCUGGGGCUGCAGACGCCGCAGCUGGUGCAGUGCAAGGCCUGCGAUAUGGAGUUCUGCUCGACCUGCAAGGCUCGCUGGCAUCCCGGCCAGGGCUGCGCGGAGAGCAUGCCCAUUGGCUUCCUCCCUGGGGAGACCAGCGCUGGGUUCAAGCUGGACGACGACACGGCGCCCAUCAAGCGCUGCCCCAAGUGCAGAGUCUACAUCGAGCGGGAUGAGGGCUGCGCGCAGAUGAUGUGCAGGAACUGCAAGCACGCCUUCUGCUGGUACUGCCUGGAGUCCCUGGACGACGACUUCCUCCUGAUCCACUACGAUAAGGGACCCUGCCGCAACAAGCUGGGCCACUCCCGGGCUUCGGUGAUCUGGCAUCGGACACAGGUUGUGGGCAUCUUUGCUGGAUUUGGGCUCCUGCUCCUGGUGGCUUCUCCCUUUCUGCUCCUGGCCACCCCCUUUGUACUCUGCUGCAAGUGCAAGUGCAGUAAAGGUGACGAUGACCCACUGCCAACCUAGAAGAAGACGAUACGGGAAGGAGACUCUUGUUUCCAGAAAAUGUGGCUCUUCCCCCACCCAUCCCACUGUCUCCCUCUCACUAAACAUUUUUCUUGCCUUAUGUGCCCCAUUGAGCUUCACAGUGUCAGGCUGGAUGCCGUGAUUUCAGGGACCAAUGUCCGAACGCUCGCCAAGGCCCCAGGUGAGGUCACCGAGGCAUGGGGAGGCACGGAGGGCAUGGUGGGGCACAGCCCACAGAACAGCCUCUGUAGACCUGACUGGUGGUGUGGGAAGAAGCACGCUAGGCAGUUUGCUCCCCAUGGAGUGAACUAGGAGUGUCCGGUGAGAACUUAGGAGACCUUACCUGCACAUGGUCCGUCUCCUCUUGACUUCAAGAUGGCGCCGUGCUGUUGGGAGAAGGAGUCUUCUAAGGAUCACAGCUCUCUUCAGACGGAAUCGCAUUACUCCAACUUGAGAAAAGCACUCUGUUUAGGACAACUGUUUUUAUUCCUAACGGCAUUUAGUAAAAUCCUUUUUAGAAGGCUUUUUUUUCCCCAACCGAGUAGUGAAACUCAAAAAGGUGCAUAUAAACCAUCCUAUGCCUUUCUUGAAAUGUGCAUUUUAAGAAGUUAUAGUGAAACGACUUUUCUGGCUUGACCAUUUUUCAGGAGAUUAGAAAGCCUUACGCACUCUGUGUUUUUCUUGAAACUUGCUGUAAUAACUUUUUGAAUGCUGUAAGCUGUGUACUGUUAUAAACACGGUUCCUGUAUUUGUUGCAUUUCUCUGAAAAUAUUGACAUGCUUAAAGGAACAUCUCAGCUAGAUUUGCCUUUUAUUCCUUUUUUGGUGAUUCAGCCUGUAAAGUUCAUCCCUUGUCACCAGGCAGCAGCAAAUACUUUUUAUUCAUCUCUUCUAACCAAGUGUUUACUUGGACGUGGUUCUACUAAGAAUCACCAUGGUUUAGCCUCUUGCCCCAGUUUUCAAGUAGUAAGAAGAAACUUGCAUAAUCCAUCCUCAAAAGCAGGGCCUCCUGCCAGAGCCUGGGGGAAUUUUGGACACCAGGCAGGAGUUUUCUGGAUUUCCACAUUUUUUUAAUGCUUUACUUAAUUUUGAAAAAUCAUGUGUCUCACACAGUUUACAGGUCCUCUAGCUGGCCAGUUUACCCUUGCUGGGACAAAAGAAAACCUUCCAUUUCUCCUGGUUAUUUUGAGGUGGGAAUUUUACCACUUGGACCUCUACAGGGUGGGUGGUGUGCAACUGUUUCCAUGGUAACAGUGCACGGAUCAAUAGCAAGACACAAGUUAUUAUAUCAUUUGACUUCAAAAAGAGCAACGGCUGGGGAUUUAGCUCAGCGGUUCGUUGGCCUGCCUCACAAGCACAAGGACCCGAGUUUGAU
This is a messenger RNA of Fukomys damarensis (Damara mole-rat), 3007 nucleotides long. RefSeq names its product ring finger protein 144A (gene Rnf144a). The transcript has 9 exons. The record is from RefSeq and is a predicted model, not a curated record. Bases 755 to 1633 code for a protein of 292 amino acids. Gene Ontology annotation, biological process: protein polyubiquitination; ubiquitin-dependent protein catabolic process; positive regulation of proteasomal ubiquitin-dependent protein catabolic process. Gene Ontology annotation, molecular function: ubiquitin protein ligase activity; ubiquitin conjugating enzyme binding; zinc ion binding. Gene Ontology annotation, cellular component: Golgi apparatus; ubiquitin ligase complex; cytoplasm. Lineage: Eukaryota; Metazoa; Chordata; Mammalia; Rodentia; Bathyergidae.